AUGGCUACUGAUCUAGCUACACGAAGAUUGACGAAGGAGUUGCGGUCUUUGCAGAAAGACCCGAUCAAGUCACCAAAGAUUACUGUUUCUCCGAACGAAUCCAACAUUUUGGAAAUGCACUACGUGAUUGAAGGGUCCGAAAAGACUCCAUAUGCUGGUGGAAUCUACCAUGGGAAGCUGAAAUUUCCAAAGGAUUAUCCACUCAAGCCUCCCAGUGUUAUGAUGCUUACGCCCUCUGGGCGCUUUCAACCCAAUCGGCGGCUUUGUUUGUCAAUGAGUGAUUUUCAUCCGGAAACCUGGAAUCCAAUGUGGAGUGUGAGCACAAUCCUUACUGGUCUAUACUCUUUUAUGCUCGAAACAAACCCUACUCUUGGCAGUAUUGACACAACGUCUGCUCAGAAGCGGAAAUUUGCUUACCAAAGUUUGGACUUUAACUGUCGAGACCCAAUGUUCCGAAAACUCUUCCCCGAGUACGUUGAAUUGCACAAAGAGCGACUUUUGGCAAAGCAGAAAGCGCUAGGCAUAACAGAUCCGCCUGCGUCACCUUCCUACGAAUCUUCUGGGCAGAUUUCGGCAAACGAGAAGGUCGAUUUCAGCGGGAUUUUUACCACUGCAGCUGGGGUUAUCGCACUCCUUUCUGCAGUCUUUUUUGCUAUGCGCUUUGCUUGA
This is a messenger RNA of Cylindrotheca closterium, 669 nucleotides long. The record is from the annotation of a GenBank genome assembly. NCBI's taxonomy places the organism in Eukaryota, Bacillariophyta, Bacillariophyceae, Bacillariales, Bacillariaceae.